CACGCAGCGAAAUGCCUGCCGCUCCAUUUCGGUUAGCAAACGCACAGCGAUUAGUUGCAUUUUUCGCGGAAAAAGCCUUUUUCCGGUGGGUUGAAAAUUUUGUUUUUCUCGGUGACAAUACGUCUUGCAGUAAGUGUGUGAGCGAGCAGUCGGUGGUUGAUGCAACCGCGUUUGCAUAAUUGUCGUAAAAUGAAAGCGGCGCCGGAAUGGUGAAUCCAAGAUAAGGCAGCAACAUGAAAGGAAGAGUGUGCUAAUGUUCUAUUAAUAACACGCAUCACAAUUUCAUACAGCAGCCGGUGGGAGGUGGAAAACUCAUUCCUCGGUGUGUUGAACGGAACAACGGAUCGUCGCUGCAGUCGGGCCGCUGUAAUUGGAUUGACGUUGUUUUCUCUUGCUCAACCUCAUGGAUUAAUUAGUGAAGAGUGACUGAUUUGAAUGGAAUUCCGAGUGGCAAAAAUAGUGCUUUGUAAUAGAAAUCAAAGAUAAACGGUGUGAUACACAUUUCUCAGCUAUCAGUGCAAUCCGAAUUUUUCGCACCCCUAGUGCCUAGCGUGUGUUAUUGUUGAAACGUAUUACCUUCCGUUGUCUGUUAUCAAACGAGACUGUUUGCUCGGCCCCGAGCGAAUCUUGUUAUGAGUGGCUUGAGCUGGCCUAACUCGCGGGUUAUUAGUGAGAUAGUGUUAAUCAUAUUUGCUUUAGAGUGAACACACCUUUCAGAGGAGCAGCGGCACAUAUGGUAGAAGAAGGGAUUCAACCUGCUCUGUAUGCUUCAUCACCUCUACACAGCACCGGGGUUUUGAAGAGCUACGUGGAUCAAGUCUCGUGCAUGUGUAAGCAAACAAGCAAAGGGCGAAAUGAUGAGGGCCUGCCAUAAAGCCAGACAUGUGCGUCCCUUUAUUCGCUUCAGUUGUCGGGUCCUAUAAGAGAGUGUACAUUUAGUGCGAUUUUUGUGUCUUCCUGCCUUCAGACGGUGCAUUCUAUAUGCGCCAGACAACGUGUAUUGUCCGGGGGUGAGCAGUGUGGCACAAUUUGUCAUUAUCGGCUUUUACAAGAUUCGCAAACUACACAGUGUCUACGAUAUUUACAAUUUUCGCAAUUUACCACAGUAGGCGUGAAGUUUUGAAAAUAUUUUCAUCUGAUAGUGACAGUGAGUUGUGGUCGAAUUUGUAUCUUGCUGCGGUUUCACUAGCAACAACAGGAUAGAAAAGGUGAUAGAAAGCACACUUUGGCUCUAAACGGAGAAAAAUCAUUUCACCGCACAAGUGGAAUUAUCUUUGCUUCAUUUCCUGGUUUGUGGUUCCGUAUGAAGAAAGAACCCCUCCGAAACGCGUAAAAUAACAUCCCUGUGGACCGCCCUCGCGAAACUACGCAACGUAUGCAUCCAUUCCACGGAGUCAAGAGUGUGGUCGACGAAGACGACGCCAGACGCAGCUGCCGCCAGCCGAAACGCUCCGUUUGGGGGGAAAUUGCGAAAAUAAGGCCAACGGCCAGUCGAACACCAAAUACUAGUGCCGCCCGACGACGGUACAUUUCAGUGCGCCCCAACCGGCUGACAACCAUCUCCAGCCAUCAUCGGCCCGCGUACAUAACCUAGAAAACGUACCCAUAUUUCCAUAUAGACACACACAAACGAGCGCCGCAGACGGUGGUGGCCGGCUGAUUGCCGAGUUGUUUAUUUUUAUUUCGCUGCGAUCGCGGGGAGCGCCUUAAGUUGCUUUGAAUGCUGCUGAUGCGUGCAGCAGCGCUGUGAUUCUCGCUGUGCUGCGCGACGUCGCGAGAAGAUCAGAAACCACCACGAGGUCUUCCCUACAGAGAGCUAGAGUGGGACACACAGUGAAACGUGUACAUAAUUAAUGAUUUAUGGUACAAACAAACCGCCACCAGCGUCGGAGAGUUCGAUGAAGUCUAAAGUUCAAACUAGCAUAAGACAAAGUGCACCAUCGCUUGGCCGAUGGGGACGCUCAACGGUCACCACGAGUCCGAUCAGCAUACCAGGUGGCGGCGGGGGAGAAUACAUUGCUGGAGGCGGAGGGUCAAGUCCACCGCACAGUCCCAAUUCACCACCCGCAAACGAGUCCCGAUCUGUGAUACGACAGUCCAGCUUGAACAAGAUCAGCUAUAUGAUCAACACCGCGGUCAAUGGAACCAAGAAGCAGUUCAUCAGCAGUACCAGUGGAGGUAAUGGCGAUACAUCCUGGUGCUUUUCACAGAUAAAGGGUGCCCUAGACGAUGAUGUGACGGAUGCAGACAUCAUCUCGUGUGUGGAGUUCAACCAUGAUGGCGAGCUGUUGGCCACCGGCGACAAAGGCGGCCGCGUUGUCAUAUUCCAGAGAGAUCCUGCCUCCAAAUCGUCGACCCCGCGACGCGGCGAGUACAACGUCUAUUCCACCUUCCAGUCACACGAGCCCGAGUUCGACUAUCUCAAGUCGCUAGAAAUAGAGGAAAAAAUCAACAAGAUCAGAUGGCUGCGGCGCAAAAAUCAAUCGCACUUCCUGCUGUCGACGAACGACAAAACGAUAAAGCUCUGGAAGGUGUCGGAGCGGGACAAACGGGUCGAGGGAUACAACACGCGGGAGGACAACGGCAGCAUACGUGAUCCGGGUAUGAUUAGCUCGCUGCGGGUGCCAUCGAUAAAGCCAAUGGAUCUGAUGGUGGAGGCAUCGCCCCGUCGGAUCUUUGCCAACGCUCACACCUAUCACAUCAACUCGAUAUCGGUCAACUCGGACCAAGAGACGUACCUCUCGGCGGACGAUCUGCGAGUCAAUCUGUGGCAUCUGGAGAUCACCGACCAGAGCUUCAACAUCGUCGACAUCAAGCCGGCCAACAUGGAGGAACUGACGGAGGUCAUCACGGCGGCCGAGUUCCAUCCGACCGAGUGCAACGUGUUCGUGUACUCCAGCAGCAAGGGUACAAUUAGGUUAUGUGAUAUGCGCUCCUCUGCGCUCUGCGAUCGGCACGCAAAGCUGUUCGAAGAACCGGAGGACGUGGACAUCACCAACAAGAGCUUUUUUCGCGAGAUCAUCAGUUCGAUCAGCGAUGUAAAGCUGAGCAACACCGGCCGGUACAUGAUUUCCCGGGACUAUCUGAGUAUUAAGGUGUGGGAUCUGCACAUGGAGACGAAGCCAAUCGAGACGUAUCCGGUGCACGAGUACCUUCGCACGAAGCUGUGCUCACUGUACGAGAACGAUUGCAUCUUCGACAAGUUCGAGUGCUGCUGGAACGGCAACGACAGCUCGAUCAUGACCGGCAGCUACAACAACUUUUUCCGCGUGUUCGAUCGGAACAGCAAGAAGGACGUCACGCUCGAGGCCUCCCGGGACAUCAUCAAGCCGAAGACGGUGCUGAAGCCCCGGAAGGUGUGCACCGGUGGCAAGCGGAAAAAGGACGAAAUCAGCGUCGACUGUUUGGACUUUAACAAGAAGAUCCUGCACACCGCCUGGCAUCCGCUCGAGAAUAUCAUCGCCGUCGCCGCUACCAAUAAUCUAUUUAUAUUUCAGGAUAAGUUUUAGCUAAUAGUAAGCAUAGUAGUAGUAAUAAUCAAUUAUAAAUGUUUAGGUUGAAAACAGGGGCCGCGAAAAAAAACCGGGGGAAGAGAAACAGUAAAUUGGGGGGUGAGAAAGUGAAGAAGCAGAUGAAUUUGGCAAAGUGCGGAGCGUUUCUUAGCGAGAGAAUCCAAGUGGUAUAUUUGGAAGCGAACUUAUGCAGGAAGAUUAAAACGUUGGAAUUAUGAAAAGGAACACAGCAACAAAAAAACAUAAUGUGAAAGCUUUUUAUAAUAUACCAUACCAAGAGGCAAAGGGCAAACCAUACACUCAGCAGAUUAAAGAGAGGAGGGAAAGUAAAAAAGGAAAAAAAAAUAAAAAUUAUUAUUACUAUUAUUCUUAAUUAACUAACGAAGUAAUAACAACAAGAAAAAAAAAACAUUGAUCAGGACGUAAGGAAAUGUUUGAGUGCGUGCGUAUUGAAACCGAGAGAGAGAGAGUGUGUGUAUGAAGUGAUUGAAUGCUAGAGCCCGUUUGUCAAAGAGCUCUAGAAAACGUUAAACAAGCAGCAUCAGCAGUACCGAUUAUGAUUAUCAAUUAAUUGAUAGUUCAAUCUUAAAUUUCAUUAUCAGUAUCCGUCAUUGUCAGCACAGCGGCAGUAGUUGAAUCAUCCGUUUUAAAAACUAUUAAUUAGACAGUGAAUAUUGAAGAAUGGGAAUAUGAUACAAUAGAAAGAGCAGAAUAAAAAAACAUCUAGUACUAAGCAGAGCAGAAGCGCAGCAGCGAUCCUUUUGAACGAACAAAAAAAACAAAAAAUUGGAAGGUUAGAAUCAAUCAACAAACGAAGGAAGCGCAGAGACACAGCAGCAGCGAAGCUAGAGCGAACUUGGCCGAAAGUUUCACAACAUUAUUAGACACACAGCCGAAAGUGGAGACAGUGUACACCAACUUGUUGCAUUCAUUACUAUUAUUAUUAUAUGAAUUAUUGAAGCAUUGGAUAAUUGACCUGGUCCCGGGUCCUGGCUCCUCUUUCUGGGAGACUCGGAGCUGGUCUAGUUUUUUUAGGCGAAUAUAACAUUCGAAAAUAAGAUGGCAAGGUUUGGCCCCGCGAUGUAGAUCGAAGGGAGAGGAAUGGUUUCAUACACUACUUUCUCGUCUCGGCAGCAUCCGCGACCGAACGAACGCUUUUGUUGGAACCGAAAUAAUACACA
Messenger RNA from Toxorhynchites rutilus septentrionalis, 4693 nucleotides. It is a transcript of the gene tws, whose product is annotated as protein phosphatase PP2A 55 kDa regulatory subunit. Gene Ontology annotation, cellular component: protein phosphatase type 2A complex; cytosol. Gene Ontology annotation, biological process: peptidyl-serine dephosphorylation. The record is from RefSeq and is a predicted model, not a curated record. Bases 1854 to 3509 code for a protein of 551 amino acids. The transcript is spliced from 6 exons. NCBI's taxonomy places the organism in Eukaryota, Metazoa, Arthropoda, Insecta, Diptera, Culicidae. Gene Ontology annotation, molecular function: protein phosphatase regulator activity; protein binding.